This is a messenger RNA of Plasmodium malariae, 3264 nucleotides long. RefSeq names its product HAD superfamily protein, putative. Gene Ontology annotation, molecular function: phosphatidate phosphatase activity. The record is from RefSeq and is a predicted model, not a curated record. Lineage: Eukaryota; Apicomplexa; Aconoidasida; Haemosporida; Plasmodiidae. The transcript is spliced from 5 exons. The coding region runs from base 1 to 3264 and encodes 1087 amino acids.
AUGUGGGGUAAAAUAGUUAGCAGUGUAUCGAACGCACUAGACUUCAACCAGGCUACAUUAAGUGGUUGCAUUGAUAUAAUCUGUAUCGAAUCAGAAAUUGAAAAUAAGUUAAAAGGUGACAAUAAAUUAAAUGUUACUUAUAAAUCUACUCCAUUUCAUGUAAGAUUUGGAAAAACAAAAUUGUUAAGAUCAAAAGAAAAAAUAGUUAGCAUUUUAGUAAAUGGAAAGAGUACAAAUUUACAUAUGAAAUUAGGAAGUGCAGGGGAAGCGUAUUUUGUUGAAAAAACAUAUGAAGAUGUUGAAGAAGAAUUAGAAACAUCUCCAUUGUCAUCCCCACGUUAUGAAUAUCAUGAUUUAUAUAUUGAUCAACAUAUUGAUAGCUGUAGUAUCAGUGAUUCAUUAAAUAAUUUUAAAAGUGAUGAAGAUGAUUCCGAUAAAUUUUCUGUUCAUAACCUUACAGGGGAAAGAAGAAAAUCAGUAGAUUUAAAUUAUAAGUUAGAAAAAAAUAAAGGAAAGAAAAAAAGCAAUACUGAAAUUAAUAGUAAAAGUGACAACAAUCUUGUUAAUAAAGAUGGAAAGGAACAAGAAAAAAAAAAAAAAAAAUCUUUAGUACAUCGCCCAAGUGAACUUAUGGAGGAUGGGAUUGUCCAUAAAAGAAAGACAAAAGAGGAUGAACAAAAUGCAAAUUCGGAAUGGUCUUGGUCAUGGGGUAGAUUACCACAUUUAAAAACGCAUGAUUAUGUCUCUGACAAUUGUACAGUUAUUUCUUCAAAUAAUAAGAAUAAAAAAAAAACAAAAGUAAAAAAAUAUUAUAAUGUGAGUGAAUCAGUGCAUGACCAUUCUUCAUCAAAAGAAAAUGAAGAAUGUGUUCGUAAAAGAAAUUUUAGCGAAUCGAAUGUAAGAAGAGAAACUGUUCAUAUAGAUAAAGAUAUUAAAAAUUAUAAUCCUACAAAUAAAAAAACAAAGGAUAAUAAUAAUAAUAAUAAUAAUAAUAAUAAUAAUAAUAAUAAUAAUAAUAAUAAUAAUAAUAAUAAUAAUAAUAAUAAUAAUAAUAAUAAUAAUAAUAAUAAUAAUAAUAAUAAUAAUAAUAAUAAUCAUAAUAAUAAUCAUAAUAAUAAUAAUCAUAUUAGUAAUAACAAUAAUAAAAACAAUAGUAAUAAUAAAGACAAUAAAUCAGAUCAUUUAAGAAAAGAAUCGAAAAACAAAAAUAGCACAGACAAUUUUAAUACCUUGAAACAAAACUUAAAUAAAGAUCGAAAAAAUAGUGAUCCAGUAAAAAAAACAGCAAAUUUUACGCACCUUAUCGUAGAAAAGAGAAAAACAAGUGAAUGUGCGCCAAAUGUAGAUAGAGAAAAUCAUGACAAUAGUAAUCACAUCAAUAGUAAUAACAACAGUAGUAAUCACAUCAGUAGUAAUCACAUCAGUAGUAAUCACAUCAGUAGUAAUCACAUCAGUAGUAAUCAUAAUAAUAGUAACAAUAAUAGUAACAAUAAUAGUAACAAUAAUAGUAAUAGCAACACGGGCGCGCAGAAGGACGUUGUCAAAUCAGACAUGAAAAAGAAAAGGGACAGUGAGAAGAGGGUGGAAAAAGUGGGGAAGGAUGAAGAAAAAAAAGUGAGUCACAAUGAGGGUGAAAAUAUCACCAAAGCGGACUUGGAAAAGGAAAAGAAAAAAAUGAUAGAUAAGUUAAAACAAAAGAUGAGAGAAAAAUCAAAGAAAAGGGAAGCUGAAAAAGAGACUGAGAAGAGCACUGUAAAAUCACACAAAAACUUAAAGGCAUUUUCAGAAGACUAUGCUGAUGGCGAGAUUGAGUCGAACGACGAAAAUAGUUAUCAUGGUUAUUCGAAAGAUGAACAAUAUAAUUCCUUUGAUGAUGACAUUCAAAAUAGAAUAGAAUGCAGUUUGUGUGGACACUUAUUACUUAACCAAAAUGUAGACAACGAACACAACGAUUAUAAUAUAGAAAUACAUAAUAAAAACAUAUUCGAAGCAAAUAUAGUUACAUACGAACAAAUAGAUAAAAAUUCUAAUUUAUGGUAUCACCCAUCUCUUGUUUUUCGAUUUGACAAAAAAGAUCCCUACUACCCAUCAAGGGUUGCAUUACCCUUAUUAGCAUCAUGGGUCGUAUUCAAUCAACCCCUUUCAAUUUUAGCAGUAGAAAAAUUAUUAAAUUCAUCCUUAACAUUAAUGGAAAUAAAAGAUAAAAGCUGGAGAAACUGGUUUGGUGUUUCCAGUGUUGAGUAUGAUAAUAGUGUUAAUAAAAAAAAUGCAAACAAAGACACAAAAGCACUUAAUGAAGAUAAAAAAAAUAAAGAAGAAAAAACAAAAAGUAAAACUCAUGAUAAUGAAUUACGUGAAUUUAGAGAUAGUCAAGUUAAAAGAAGUAUACAAAGCUCGUUAAAUAAUCAAAGCGAAAUAAGUAAAAAGAGUUUAAGACAUAAUAAUGAAAGAAUAAAAAUACGAUAUCGAAAAUCAUUAAGACCAACGUCUGAACAGUUACAGUCAUUAAAUUUGAAAGAAGGAGCUAAUACUAUUACAUUUUUAGUUACUUCUUCUUUACAAGGAACUAAAAGUAUUAAUGGUAAUAUAUAUCUUUGGAAAAAAAAUGCGAAAAUUGUUAUAUCAGAUGUUGAUGGUACAAUAACAAGGUCAAAUGUAUUAGGGCAUAUCAUGCCAAUAGUAGGUAAGGAUUGGUCCCAUGUAGGAGUUUCACAAUUAUUUAAUAAAAUUAAUAAUAACGGUUAUCACAUUUUGUAUUUAACUGCUAGAGCUAUAGGUCAGGCAGAUUCUACUAGAGAAUAUUUAUUUAGAUUUAAAAGAAAUGAUAAUAAUAAACUACCAGAUGGACCAUUAAUAUUAAGCCCAGACAGAUUUUUUCCUUCCCUUAAAAGAGAAGUUAUUGAUAAAAAACCAUAUAUUUUUAAAAUUACAGCUUUAAGAGAUAUACGUAAUUUAUUCCCAUUGAAUCAUAACCCUUUUUAUGCAGCUUUUGGAAAUACAGAGAGUGAUCAUCGGGCUUACAUAUCUGUUGGUGUUCCAGAAGCUAAGGUUUUCAUCAUUGACAACAGAGGCAUUGUUCACCAUGUCAACUCCACUUAUGCGAAAACCUACGAAACAAUGAGCGAAAUAACCGAGCACAUGUUUCCAUGUAUUAAAAAUGAUAAGAAAAGAGAGGAUGAUGAUCAAUACAACUCCUUUCAAUACUGGAAAAUUAACAGCCUAACUUAUUAUGAAAAGUAUAUGAACCUUAGCGAUAGUAGCUAG